AUGUCUAGCAAUUUCCCGACCGCAAUGACAAUGCAUGACGUGCAUUCGUAUACGAUUGUUCUCGCUCUUCCUCUUCUCUCCAUAUUGAUGUUAAAAUGUGGAUUUCUUUUGCUUGGAGGUUUUAAGCAGAGGGGAACUUCAAGCCAGUGGUCGGAUAAGGCAGUGCUUAAUGAACUAUCAGCGUGCGAUGUGGUUCGGGUUGAGAAGGGUUUGUCAGCCGUCGAUGAUAUUCUGGCUCCAGUACUGCCUCAGAACUGGUGGACGGAUGAUAAACUCUUCCAGCUUGAAAGACGCGCUGUAUUUAGCAAGAACUGGCUACUGGCUACCCAUGCGUGUAGAUUCAAAAAGCCCGGAGACUAUCGAACUUUCGAAGUCGCGGGAUACUCAAUCCUCCUCAUAUUGGGAAAAGACAAAAUGCUCAGAGCUUUCCAAAACAUUUGCCGACAUCGUGCAUAUCGGGUCACCAAGAAGGAAAGUGGAAGCUCCGCCGUCUUGGGUUGCCGCUACCAUGGAUGGGCUUACGAUACGAAAGGAAAACUGAUCAAAGCGCCCGAGUUCGAUAACGUGUCAGGCUUCGACAAGAGCAAAAAUGGAUUGUGGGGGGUGAGAUUGAGAAUCAGAGAAGGAUUGGUGUACAUCAACCUGGCUUGUGAGAACGUAGACGAGGCUCAACUCGCUACAUCAGCAAGAGAUAUGAGUGUGAACUGGAGUAACAUGAAAUUGCAAAGUGCUGAAGAAUGGAAGUUCGAUGUUGACUUCAAUUGGAAACUGGCAGACUUUACUCUUAGCUCUUGGAAACCGGAAACCGGACUGCUGAACUGGCUUCCAUUAGCCCUUUCCGGAACAAAGAAGGCAGCCUCAACUGGAAUGAACGCAGAAACUCAUCAUUUAGGUCCCGGGACCAUAAUGACAAUAUGUUACUCUCCAAAAUCAUCCCGGACCACGACGAUAGAGUGUUGCAUUUACACUUCUAAGCCAUCCUUGGAUCCUUCAGAUUAUAACAAAUGGAAAGAUCAGAUCAUGAAAUUGAGUGUACAAACAGAAGGUCUGCAAGAAAGGCUCAUCUCCGGAAAUGGUUCGCUUCAGGACGAGUCGCCAGAAAUAAAUAAAACUGCUGCGCGACAGCAUAUACUUUACGAGCUCAUGAAGGCACAUGCCAAAGAAGAAGAAUAUUUGCAAGCCGAGGUUCAUCCUGCAUCACGGAGCGAGUCUGUAUCAUCUGUUGGCAAAGCCGACGAUUCGUUCUGUCGUAAUCUGGCGAAUGGUGGUGAGAGAAGUCCAAUUUGCAAGGCAACCGCCGGUGGAGUUUUGGAAUGGUGA
Glarea lozoyensis ATCC 20868 is the source of this 1320-nucleotide messenger RNA. Its product is annotated as ISP. Gene Ontology annotation, molecular function: 2 iron, 2 sulfur cluster binding. The coding region runs from base 1 to 1320 and encodes 439 amino acids. Lineage: Eukaryota; Fungi; Ascomycota; Leotiomycetes; Helotiales; Helotiaceae. The record is from RefSeq and is a predicted model, not a curated record. The transcript is spliced from 4 exons.